CACCUUCAGCAGCCUGGAAGGGCUGGAAUUUGAGUGGAGCGUCGCCAAGGACGACGAAAUGGAAAACUUGGAGCUCUCGAAGAAAAUAAGGAUUUUAAAAUACUCAGAGGCGGAGUAUUCCCCACCCGACUACAUUGUCCAGAUGGAAACGGAGGAGAAACAAGGCGACAGGAUUUUGGUCUCGGGAAUCAAAACCGGGGCAGCCGUCAUCAAGGUCCGAAUCCAGGAGCCUGUUUACAAGAAAGUUGCCGCGGCUUUGGUGCGCCUCUUGGUUUUGGAGAAUAUUUUCCUUAUGCCUUCCUACGAUGUCUUCCUGCUAGUGGGAGCUUAUAUCAAAUACAGAGUUGGCAAAAUAGUUCAGGGAAAGUUCACAGAGGUUGAGCUGCCUCUGGAGCACUACGAGCUGGAGCUGCAGGAUGAAGUGAAGGCACCCAACGGGUUUCUUUUUCUCCCGGUGGCCCAACUGGACACGAGUACAGCCACCGUCACUGCCCUCCAGCUGGGCCAGGUGAAUCUGGCCUUUGUCCAUAAGAACAUCCACAUGCGGGGAUCGCUAGGCCUUCCGAAUUGCACCAUAUAUGUGGUAGAACCAGGAUUUCUAGGCUUCACGGUCCAGCCAGGGAACCGAUGGGUCUUAGAAGUGAGGCGGACAUACACCAUCACCGUCGAAGUUUUCGACAAGUCGAGCACCAAGGUCUAUCCCUCCGAUAAUCUCCGAAUAACUCACCAGUUUCCCCAGGAAUAUUUCGAGGAGUUCACGUCUUCCGCGAACGGCUCCUAUCACAUCGUUCAGGUCCUGAAGGAAGGUGUGACGGUGAUUAAAGCCAUGUUGCUGUCUGUUCUUCUCCAGAGCGGCUUGGAAGAUUAUUUUGUCUCCCCCAUCAGCCACGAGCAAGAAAUGAAGAUCUACCUUCCCAUCACGCUGACCCCUUCCUUCUUAGCCUUCCCCUACCAUUCUCUGGACCUCUUGUACCGCCAUAAAGUCCAGGUGGACGGGGGCAGCGGCAACUUCACCUGGACCUCCUCCAACCAGUCGGUGGCCACCGUCACCGUCAAAGGCGUCGUGGCCGCGGGACUCACCGAGGGGCAAAGCGCGGUGCAGGCCAGAGACGUGCAGAAUCCCUUCCACUUUGGAGAAAUCCAGGUGUAUGUGCUGAAGCUGUCCAAGAUGGAGCUCCUGCCCUUCCACGCCGACGCCGAGAUCGGCCAGACCUUGGAGGUGCAACUCGCCAUGUACCACGUGGAGAAGAAGACGGGGACGGCCACCGCUUUCACCGACUGCUCGCUUCUGGCUUUGGAUGUCAGCAUGGACAAGCAAGGGGUGUUCGCCUUGAGCGAAGAAGGGAAGCAGAAAAUCGGCGCCACCUUCUGCUCCACCAUCCAGCUCACGGCGAAGUCCCUGGGGCACACACUAGUGACGGCCAGCGUCACCGUCUUUGAGGAGUAUUUCGAAACCAGCGCCACUUUCGCAGCUUACGAACCCCUCAAGGCUGUGAACCCCGUGCAGUUGGCCUUGAUCACCUGGCAUUCCCUAAAGGAGAUGGUCUUUGAGGGGGGGCCCGGGCCCUGGGUGUUAGAGCCAUCCCGUUUCUUCCUGGAGCUGAAAAUGGACGAUAAGAAGAAAUUCCAGGUGGCGGAACUUCGGCUGCCGGCUCGGAGGAAGCAGAACCAGUACAUUUACCGAGUCACCUGUCUGGAAUUGGGGGAGCAGGUCUUCACCUUCCAGGUGGGCAACCACCCCGGAGUGCUGAACCCCAGCCCCGCCGUGGAGAUGGUGCAAGUCAACUUCAUAUGUGCCCAUCCAGCCAGCAUGGCCGUUACGCCCGUGUACAAGCUGGCCACCGGCGCGCCGCCGUGUCCCUUGCCUCAACACCACAAGCAAUUGGUCCCUGUUUCCAGUCUUAGAAACACCAUUCUGGAGCUAGCUCUGUUUGACCAACACCGGAGAAAGUUUGACAACUUUUCUUCCCUGAUCCUGGAGUGGACCUCGGCCAAUGAAAGCCUCGCUCGCUUCACUCACCCAAGAUCCAUGCAAAUGGUGGACAAGGACGACGGGACCGGACAGACAAGGCUCCACGGACACCAGCUGUUAGAGGUCCAUCAGAUCAAAGGGACAGUUCUGAUUGCGGUCAACUUUGUGAAAUAUUCCGAGAGAGGCAGCCCAAAAGAGGUCUCUAACUCUCCUGCUUCUGCAGCUGUGGAACUCUUGUUGGUUGAGGAUGUGACGGUGGUCCCCGAUAACGUCACCUUGUACAACCAUCCCGAUGUCAAGGAGGUCUUUGCUCUGGUGGAAGGCUCUGGGUACUUCCUCAUCAACAGCAGCACACAGGACAUGGCAAACAUCACCUACCUGGAGACAGAGAGCGCCAUCCAAGUGGUUCCUGUCCUGCCUGGUUCUUUGGCCCUGGAGGUCUACGAUCUCUGCCUCGCAUUCUUAGGACCGGCUACAGCUUACCUGCGAGUAUCAAACAUGUACGAAUUGGAGGUGGAUCUCAUUGACAAGGUUGAGAUUGGCAAAUCUCUGUUGGUCUCGGUGCGAGUGUUGGGGUCUCACCGUUCUGCUUUCCGCAGCAAAUAUUUCACCUACAUGCACCUCCAGCUGAAAGCCGCCUCCCCAAUUGUGAGCCUGACGCCAAUGGAGGAACUCGGCGAUUAUUCCGAAGUCUACAUGCUCCGAGCCGUGGCAGUUGGCCAGACGACGUUAGUGGCCACAGCUUGGGACAAAAUGGGAGUCAAAUUCAUGUCCCCGCCACGGAAAGUGGAGGUCUUCCCCCCCUUCAGGCUGUUCCCCGAAAAAACGAGCCUCAUCCCCCACAACAUGAUGCAGGUGAUGUCGGAAGGGGGACCCCAGCCUCAAUCCCUGAUCCACUUUUCGAUCAGCAACCAAACCGUGGCCGAGGUCAACGGGCUGGGACAGAUCACUGCCAAGGCCGUGGGCACAGCCUUUAUCCUGGGCACCAUUCGGGCUGUCAACGAAGACACGGGAAAAGUCAUUGUCUUCUCCCAAGAUCAGGUCGAGCUGGAAGUGGUUGAGCUGCGGAUGAUUCGAAUCCACGCCCCGGCCACCCGACUCGUCACCGGCACUCAGAUGCCUGUGUACGUUGUGGGGCUGAGCAGCACCCUGACUCCCUUCUCCUUCGGGAACUCUCGCCCACCCCUGACCUUCCACUGGGCAGUGAGCAAACGAGACAUCCUGGAUCUUCUCCCCAGGCACUCGGAGAUUUCCCUGGCCCUUCCUCCGGAGAGCAAUUUUGCCAUGGUGGUCCAGACCAGAGCCGCAGGCAGGACCAGCAUCAGGGUGGCGGUGCAGACUUCGGACGCCAAAGCCGGACAGUUCGAAGGAAACGUCACCGAACUCCUGGAUGAGGUCCAGAUCCUGGUCUUUGACAAACUUCAGCUCUUUUCUCCGGAGUGUCCCAUGGAGCAGAUCCUGAUGUCCAUGAAUUCGCAGCUCAAGUUACUUACAAACAGGGACGGAGCCGCCUUUGUCAGCACCCAGAUCCUGCAGUGCUUCCCGAAUUCCUCGGUCAUCGAAGAGGACGGGCACGGCCUCUUGAAGGCUGGGGCCGUCACGGGGACAGCGGUCCUGGAGGUGACCUCUCUGGAGCUCUUCGGCGCCAACCAGACGGUCAUCACCGGUGUGCGGGUGGCCCCAGUCUCUUACCUGCAGUUCAGCAGCACCCCAAAACUCUACACAGCCACUCGGGCUCCUCUGCUGGCGUUUCCCUUGGGCAUGGCUCUGACUCUCACCGUUCGGUUCUUCGACAGCGCUGGGGUCAGGUUUCACGCACAGAACAACCACCUGCACCUGGCCUUGAACAGAGAUGACCUCUUGCUGAUCCGGCCCAGCAACCAGAAUUACACCUACAGCGCUCAAGCCGUGAACCGAGGCGUGACCCUAGUGGGAGUUUGGGACGAGAGACACCCAGGCAUGGCCGAUUACAUUUCUGUCCCUGUGGAGCACGCCAUCGGGCCCCAUCUCUCCGCCCCGCUGGCCGUGGGAGACGUGGUCUGCUUCAGCACACCCCUGGUUAACCAGGAAGGAGAGCCUGGCACCUGGCAGAUCAGCCCCGGCCACGUGCUGCAGAUGGACGUAGUGAGCGGAGCGACGUUCGCAAAACACCCGGGAAAAGCCACCGUCUUCCACGAAAUCCCAGGAAUAGUCAAAACAUACCGAGAGGUCGUCGUUCAUAGCCCGUUGAGACUUAGCCUUCAACUCGGGCCCAAAAACUUCCUCACCAACGCCGCCAACGCCUCCGAAUUCCGGGUUUUCAUCUCUACGAGCGGCCCGACCACUCUUCAAGGUCCUUGUAGUUCUGAGCAAAUUCGGGCCAUUACCGACCUGCUUUCUCCAGAAUCCCAGCUGAUCUGCCAACUGAAUUUCAACCCCAGCAUCCUGGAUAUUCCAGCCAGCAAAAUAUUUCACAUCCAGCCGGCAUUUUACCCAGAUAAAGGGCUCUACGCUUGCCUGGUAACGGUGAAAGACCACCCCGAGGAGGACCUGCUGGCCCUCAGCACGACUGAGGGCUUCGUGGACGUGUCCGCCGCUCUCCGCAGCGAGCAAACUCGGGAAACCCAACGGGUCACGGUUCCCUUUUUACCCGCCUUCUUCCUCAACCAGAGCGAAAUUGUCCUGAGCAGUUCACAAAUGACCAGUGAGAUCUUGGUGUUGGGGGCCAGGAGAGUGACGGAAGCCAUCGAGGCCCAUCCCAGUUCUCCGGUGGUACAAGUGGAUCCCCCCCUCCUUCUCCCGGACAUGCCUGGACUUGUCCUCUUCCCCAUCCGCGUGGUCAACCUCACCUCCCUCCACCGGAGGGCAGCACCGGUCUUCGUCAACGUCUCUUGCGGACUCACCGGCCAGAGGGCGGCCGUCCUGGUGCGGCCCGAGCAGGAGCAACAUCUCAGCUUUGAUCUAUGCGCUGAAGCCAGCCUCGUCCGGCAGCUGGUGGGGUCCUACCAGGUCCUCCUCUUCACCAUCUUUGCCGUCCUGGCGUCUACCAUGGUCAUCUUUCUCAUUUACAAUGCCUUCCUGAACAGAGUUCAGACAGUCCCAGUUGUCUACAUCCCGUCGGCCUCAACCCAGGACGGUGAGUUUCCACAACCAGUCUGGGUCAAGAAUAAUAUAAUCCCAAUUCACCUUUUGCGAAUUUUUGAAAGCUAGACUGGUUGGUGGUGGGGAUCCUGUCCUGAAAAUUCCGUUUUCAGCCUUUCUAAAACUUUUAUGAAGUUUUAAAUGGGGGGAGGAGGGGGGGUUAGGGUUAGGGCUAGCCCCAGGAAGCAGUUUUCGCAGAAGAGGAGUUGGGGUUUUUUGGGGAGGGGUCGUUUCUCAAACCCUCCCCCCCCCACU
This is a messenger RNA of Ahaetulla prasina, 5347 nucleotides long. RefSeq names its product nucleoporin 210 like (gene NUP210L). The coding region runs from base 59 to 5161 and encodes 1700 amino acids. Lineage: Eukaryota; Metazoa; Chordata; Lepidosauria; Squamata; Colubridae. The record is from RefSeq and is a predicted model, not a curated record. Gene Ontology annotation, cellular component: nuclear pore. The transcript has 36 exons.